GAAGCCUAACACUGAAGUCUCGUGUGAUGGAUAUGUCUAUUGUGUUGAGGAAAUUGAGUGCUGGAGGAUGUCUUUUCAAUUACACGUCUAUACAAUUCAGUAAUAUGCCAUUUUCCAUCAACUCCAUCUAGGGAAAGUAGCAGUGUUUGACAUUAUUAUAGUGACGAAAGAACAUGUGAAUGGCUAGUCUGGAAAUGACGUAAUAGCUAGCGAUCAGCUUAAUGUGCUAACUGGAGAAACCAGAAAAAGGUGGUGAGUUGGUUUUGGUCACCGGUGAGGAGUUGGAUACCGCAACCAAUCUGAUUUUAAUUGAAGAGAAACCUUUGAAUAGUAGGUUUAUUAUUUAAAGGAAACAGUAGAAAACAUGGGUGACAUUGCAAAGGGAAAGAAAGUUUUUGUCCAGAAGUGUGCCCAGUGUCAUACUGUUGAAAAUGGAGGAAAGCACAAGGUUGGGCCUAACCUGUGGGGUCUGUUUGGACGCAAGACUGGACAGGCUGAAGGCUUCUCGUACACCGAUGCUAACAAAUCCAAAGGCAUUACCUGGGACGAGGAUACCCUCAUGACAUACUUGGAGAACCCCAAGAAAUACAUUCCAGGGACAAAGAUGAUCUUUGCUGGCAUCAAGAAGAAGGGAGAGCGUGCCGAUCUUAUAGCAUAUUUGAAAUCAUCAACUUCAUAAACUACUGUCUAAUUUGUUUUAAAGUUGUUUCUCUGUCUUCUAUACAUUUCAUCAACUGUUCAGAGGCUUUGCCUCUUAACAAUGCAUUUCUGGGAUCUUAAGGACAAUUCAUUUGUAACAAUGUGCUUUUUAGCACAUGUGAUUUUUAGCACAUUUUACAUAGUAUGAGAAAUGGAUGACUUAUACAAACUAACAUCUGUUUUGGCUGAAACUAUUUGGGGAGAACUCUGGAGUGCAUAUUUCAAAUGUUAAGGUUACCUAAUGUCUAGUGCCAAACUGUUGCAAUUUCUCACAUUCAUAAAUGAUUGCUACAACUCAGUUGUUUGCUUAAUCAGUUGCUGUAUUUAUCACAGCUGUAUCUCUGAUGUUCCUCCAUCUUGAGGGAGUAUAUUAUAUAUCCCCUGGUUUAACAGGUGCUUAUAUGCAUAAGUUAUUGAACCAUAGACUAUUUCAGAAUGUAUUUAGUCAAAGCUGUGUAGAAUAUGCUAUAAAGCAAAAAAUGUCCAAAUGAAAUGGUUUGGUACUAGGUUUUAAUACUUGUAUGGCUAAUGCAGAUGAUCCCACUCAUGUUCACAAUACCUCAUGACAUGGAUAUCAUAUUCUAAUUUUAUUGAAUAAAUUCCAUGCUUAACAAUUA
Messenger RNA from Esox lucius (northern pike), 1316 nucleotides. RefSeq names its product cytochrome c. Bases 365 to 679 code for a protein of 104 amino acids. Gene Ontology annotation, molecular function: electron transfer activity; heme binding. Gene Ontology annotation, biological process: mitochondrial electron transport, cytochrome c to oxygen; mitochondrial electron transport, ubiquinol to cytochrome c. The record is from RefSeq and is a predicted model, not a curated record. The transcript is spliced from 3 exons. Gene Ontology annotation, cellular component: mitochondrial intermembrane space. Lineage: Eukaryota; Metazoa; Chordata; Actinopteri; Esociformes; Esocidae.